AUGGAGUCCGAGUUAUGGCCAGCCCUCGACGACUUCGAGGAUAGUGUCGAUGCAAUAUCGGAGACACUGAAGCCCCUGCUAGAGCAGAACCUUCCGAAACAUGCAUCGAGGUUGCCCUUGUUCGACAAGGCGAAACUCUACAUUAUCACCACCUACGCCCUCGAAACAUUACUCUACACUUACCUUGAAACCUCAGCUACUCCAACGGCUGACCAUCCGAUCAUGAAAGAACUUACCCGCGUUCGACAAUACUUCCAAAAGAUCCGUGAUAUCGAAAGCAAAGAACCUAAGCAGGAAGAAAAAGCAUCAACCGCAUCAUCUUCCGCUCGUGUGGAUACUCGCGAAAACCUUGUAUUAGAUAAAGCCGCCGCUGAGAGGUUUAUAUCCGCUGCCCUGGCAGGAAACGAUAAAUACGAUAUUGAACGGGCGGAAAAUACUAGAUUACAGAAGGAGAGGGCUAAAGAGAAGCUAGGAGAACUUGGAGAGGGUGUAAAGGAUCCUUUGGGACAGAGAGCCCCCGAAAGCAGCAGUGACGACGACGACGAAGAUGGCGGUGUUAGGUUGGUAAUGAGUGACUCGGGCGAUGAAGCCGAGAAGUCAGCCAGCGCUACGCCCGCACCGAAGACAGAUGGUGUCGAAGACACCAAUGAUGAGGAAAUGGCCCGAGUGAAUUCGGAGAAGAAGAGAAAACGAGAAUUAGAGGCCAAAGAAGACAAUGAUUUGAAGAAGAAAUCGAAAAAAGGAAAAUCGAAAAAGGCCAAGAAAGAGAAGUCUACUAAGAAAAAGUGA
Messenger RNA from Orbilia oligospora ATCC 24927, 789 nucleotides. RefSeq lists its product as uncharacterized. The record is from RefSeq and is a predicted model, not a curated record. The transcript has 2 exons. Gene Ontology annotation, biological process: regulation of gene expression; maturation of 5.8S rRNA. NCBI's taxonomy places the organism in Eukaryota, Fungi, Ascomycota, Orbiliomycetes, Orbiliales, Orbiliaceae. Gene Ontology annotation, cellular component: nucleolus; exosome (RNase complex). Gene Ontology annotation, molecular function: RNA binding; DNA binding. The coding region runs from base 1 to 789 and encodes 262 amino acids.